AUACGAUAGAGAAAACGUACGGAGUAAAAAAUGGAGACUUACGUUGAUGCGAUUGGAGAGGACACGGCAGCCACAACAACGACGGCGGAGACGGCUGCAAAUAAGAACAAGAAGAAGUUGAAAGUGAUGGUUGCGAUUGAUGAGAGCAAGAACAGCUUCGAUGCGUUGGAAUGGGCUGUGGAUCAUCUCAGAGUUGUUAUUAGUGCCGAACCGGAAACCGGUCAAGAAGGCGGUUUACUUACGUUGCUUCAUGUUCACCCAACGUACCUUCAAUAUAUCUAUCCUUCUGGUGGAACUGCUUCGGCGGUGUAUGCGACAGAUUCAGUGCCCGAACCAAUGAGGAAAGCACGAGAAGAGAGUACGACAAACUUAUUCACACGGGCAUUGGAGAUAUGCCGAGGCAAAAUGGUGAAGACAGAGACUAUGAUAUUGGAAGGAGAUCCUAAGGAGAUGAUAUGCCAAGCCGUCGAGCAAACACAUGUUGAUCUUCUUGUUGUUGGUAGCCGUGGACUCGGCAUGAUCAAAAGGGCAUUUUUAGGGAGUGUAAGUGACUACUGUGCCCAACAUGCAAAAUGUCCAAUUCUCAUUGUGCGACCGCCUAGAGAAACCUCAACUAGUAACACGAAGGAACACAAGAGCAAGUGAGGAAGGAAACCAUGUUAUAAUAGCUUCUGUUUCAUUCCGUUUGUACUCCGUAGAGAAGAAAAAAAAGUGUGCCGCCAAUAAACAAGUUUACUUUUGCAAAGUAAAGUUC
This is a messenger RNA of Arabidopsis thaliana (thale cress), 754 nucleotides long. Its product is annotated as Adenine nucleotide alpha hydrolases-like superfamily protein. The coding region runs from base 31 to 645 and encodes 204 amino acids. Lineage: Eukaryota; Viridiplantae; Streptophyta; Magnoliopsida; Brassicales; Brassicaceae. The record is from RefSeq and is marked reviewed. The transcript has 4 exons.